Molecule: messenger RNA, 1271 nt
Organism: Eptesicus fuscus (big brown bat)
Lineage: Eukaryota; Metazoa; Chordata; Mammalia; Chiroptera; Vespertilionidae
Gene: CRISP1
Product: cysteine rich secretory protein 1
Exons: 8
Coding region: 1-840 (279 amino acids)
Biological process (GO): binding of sperm to zona pellucida
Cellular component (GO): extracellular region
Source: RefSeq, a predicted model, not a curated record
AUGCUUAAUGAUUUCUGGUUGAGCUUGGCACACUUCCAGCUUAAUACCAUCUUCCGCCAACAAUAUGCUUGCGGCUAUUGGAUAAAAAUGAAACACUUCUUGUUUUUUGCUGCUGCUGCUGGCUUUCUGCCUGGUUUGAUUAUAAGAAUAUCUGGGGUAAAUGCAGGUAAAGUUCCAUAUGAUUCAGUCCUUACUGAAUUGCUAGCUGUCCAAACAGAAAUUGUUAAUUUACAUAACGCCCUCAGGAGAGCAGUGGAUCCACCAGCCGCGAACAUGCUGAAAAUGAGUUGGAAUGAAGAAGCUGCACAAAAUGCCAGAGAAUUGUCAAAGUAUUGUGACGUGGUGCAGAGCAACGCACUUAAGAGAAGAAUUACAAAUACUUUUUGUGGAGAAAAUAUGCAUUUGACUUCUUAUCCUAUCUCAUGGACAGAUGUGAUUCGAAUCUGGCACAAUGAGUCUAAUUAUUUUCGGUAUGGUAUCUGGUCAUCAACAGAUGAGGAAAACACAGUUGAUCAUUACACUCAGAUUGUUUGGGCUUCCUCUUACCUCAUUGGCUGUGGUGUGUCAUCAUGCUGCAAAAGAUUGUCACCUCAGUAUCUCUAUGUUUGUCAUUAUUGCCAUGAGGGCAAUGAACCUGACUUAAAGAAUAUACCUUAUCAUCUGGGCAAUGCAUGUGAAUAUUGUCCAAACAACUGUGAAGACAAACUUUGCACUAACCCCUGCAUCUAUUAUGAUGAAUACACUAACUGCCAUAUACAGAAAGUGUUUCCUGGAUGCAGCGCCCUGUCAGUCACACUACAAUGCAAAGCCACUUGCUUUUGUACCACUGAGAUCAAGUAACCCUCGUGACUUACAACUGUAAUAUGCUGUUAGUGAAAUGUCCGCUGCAUUGUAUCUUCCACCUUACUUUGCUCCAGUAGUUGUUGCUGAAUUUCAUUUGGUUUUAAUUAUACUUGAGAUCCUAAUUUUCAUUAAUCAUACACGGGACUCAGAUAUUUACACCAGUGCCACCCACUCCUGUCCUGCUACACCCUGAAGUAACAUUGGUUUAUUUCUUAUUCUUGGAGUGAAAGGUCCAGUUUAACACCUGCCCCAUAUUUAAAUCACGUGAGUUAAUGUUUAUAAGUUGACAAAAUUCAGCUGAUGGCAUAACUGGGUUCCUCUUUCUCUGUUUUAGUCCUUCUCCUGCUUUCUCUCAUCUCCAAUGAGCCUGGUGUUUGUCUUCCCUGCAAAUGUACAUGAACUAAUAAUUCUUCACUUUGCAACUUUAC